UCUUCCUCUCUCCCUGACUCUCUGGACUGCGAUUUCAGCCACAACUAGAAAAAAACAGGAAAAGCUGCUAUUCACUGGGAUAUCAGUUCCUGCAGGAUGUGAUACAAUCUGAUGACUCAGCGAAAUACCAUGUGUUGCUAGAAUCACUUUCUUGGAGUGUUUCCCGUUAUGCUUUUUUUCUCUUUCUGCUGUUUCCCCGGCUUCCUGCCUUGAACGACAGUCACCAUGAUUUCGGAGAAUGCUAAACUGCAGAGAUGUUUGCAAAACCGCCGCUCGACUAUCAACUGUCUGUCGAAGGGUGUAGAGGACAACAAAACAUUUCCAUUUUCUCAGGAGAAAACAGUCAAAGCAUGGACAUCUCUGGAUGAUCUGGACAGUAAAGGCAGCAAAGCAGAGGAGAGACCCAAAGAGAAACAGAGCAUUAGUGUUAAUGUUGGGGGGAAAGUAUUUCAUAUCCCCAAACAGUGUGCCGUUAAAUAUCCUCACACCCGGAUAGGCUCGCUGGCCCUCUGCAGGGACCGAGCAAAACUCCUCAAGCUGUGCGACGACUACUCCAUACGCAAGAACGAGUUCUUCUUUGACCGUGACCCUGCCUUCUUUCACCACAUCUGCCAUUUCUACACAAGUGGAGUGUUGUGGGUCAUACGGGAAAUGUGCCCCAUCCACUUCGAGGAGGAGAUCGCAUACUGGGGCCUGAGCCUAAAGGACACCCAGCGCUGCUGCUGGAUGAUGUUCGAGGAGAAGUUGGACGAGGUGAAGGACUACCUAAAGGUGGAGAGGGAGCUGAUGGCUGAGAUAGAGGUAAAGUAUGACAACGAGUGUUUCAAGGACAUGAUCUUUGGGAAUAUGCGGAGGACUCUGUGGGACAUCGUGGAGAAUCCGUACUCUUCAACUCUGGCGAAAGCUUUCUCCGUGCUCUCCAACCUUUUUGUGCUCUUCUCCAUCGUCGCAAUGAGUCUCAACACCGUCGAAGAACUUAAAACGUAUAAAAUCAACGGCAAAACGCACAUGGAGUGGGUGGAGAUCAUCACCAUUGUGUUCUUCACCUUUGAAUAUUUAAUUCGCCUCGUCACUACUCCUAACAUCACAAUGUUUUUGAAGAGUGGACUCAACUUUGUGGACAUGGUGGCGGUCAUGCCUUAUUUCAUCCAGAUCAUCUUUUCAGUCUUGGCUGACGCUGAGGACGCAAAUGCACAGGAAGACCUCAAGGCCAUUUCCCAGGUCAGCAAGCUCAGCCACGUCCUCAAAGUCCUCAAGCUGCUGCGGAUCUUUCGGAUUUUGAAGCUGGCUCGACACUCCACCGGCAUGAGAGCGUUUGGGUUCACCCUGCGGCAGUGUUACCAGCAGGCCUCUUGCAUUCUCCUCUUCAUUGCCAUGGGAAUCUUCACUUUCUCUGCUCUCCUUCACUCGGCCGAGAGGGAAACCGAGGGAUCUCCUAUCAGCAGUAUCCCAUAUGCCUGGUGGUGGGCUGCAGUCAGCAUCUCCACUGUGGGCUACGGGGAUGUGGUUCCUGUAACUAUUGUCGGCCGCAUUGUGGCCUUUGGCUGCAUCUCAUUUGGUAUCAUCCUCAACGGCAUGCCAAUCUCUUUCCUCUUCAACAAGUUCUCUGAUUACUAUGCUAAGCUAAAAGCAGAGGAGUACAACACUAAGUCAGUGGAGCGGCGCUUUCAGCUUAAGAGGCGCCUCCGACGCAGAAUGAACAUGUGUUUUCAUCACUCGGAGGAAGACAAUAGUACAGACAGCCACUGUGAUUGCCCACACUGAGUGAAACUUCAAAUGAUUAUUUACAGUAUGUGGGGGUGUUAAGGGGAAACAUGUUGCUUUGUAAACAUGAAAUUAACAUGUGUGACAAUGUGUUAGGUACAGAUAAAAUGAUCUCACAGUAAAUGAAACUACAAAGAGGAUGUGGGUAAGCAGGAGAGGAAGAAGAAAUGAAGCAUAAGUUUGCAAAGUUUGCAUAGUUGCAGUUGCAGCCUUUCAUUCCUUUGCAUUGACCACAGGUAUGACUUCAAUAAUCAGACAAGUUUCUAUUCAACUUGUACAACAACUUGUUAUGGUGUGAUUAAAAGAAGGUUGAGUGUCAGUAAUAGGGCUUCAAAUACACAAUGACGUUGCACAAAAAGUUGCAUCCACACUGAGUCUUAACUCGACUUGAACUUGAAACGUGCAAACUGUAAACGACGAGUGCCUGUUAAUGAAUAAACUCUUCACCGAAGUGAAUGUUUCAAGUGUUUAAAUGUCAAAACUGUAAACAGCUGUGUAUGGUGUAACAGGUGAUAAAUAUACACUCAUGUUUCCUAUCAAUGUCAUGUAUGUUGAGCGAUCACUCUCUGUCGUAUGAACAAUUAAAGCAGACUAUUGACUUGAUGGACUGUAAACACAA
Sebastes umbrosus (honeycomb rockfish) is the source of this 2383-nucleotide messenger RNA. RefSeq names its product potassium voltage-gated channel subfamily V member 2-like. Gene Ontology annotation, cellular component: voltage-gated potassium channel complex; membrane. NCBI's taxonomy places the organism in Eukaryota, Metazoa, Chordata, Actinopteri, Perciformes, Sebastidae. Gene Ontology annotation, biological process: protein homooligomerization; potassium ion transmembrane transport. Gene Ontology annotation, molecular function: delayed rectifier potassium channel activity. The transcript has 2 exons. Bases 226 to 1764 code for a protein of 512 amino acids. The record is from RefSeq and is a predicted model, not a curated record.